AUGUUAGCUAGCGUAGGUCUAAAGACAAGGCCGGAAUAUGACACUGGGUGUAAUGGAAAUAGUGAUGGACAUGAAAAUCUGUUUGGUAAGUGCAAAAGGUGCUAGCAUAAGGCGCCCGUAAUUCAAAGAUCAAGAAGGUCCUUGCUUUUUGCUUAUAUAUAGCCUAUUCGACGCAGAAUUUUACGCUGAUCACGAAUAUCAUAGUUAAAAGUUCUGAAUGCGCGUGUUCCUGAAGAAAAAUUAAAAAAAUUGGGAUGGUGUGAUUUUCCAAAAUGUUGACCUCUUCCCAGAAAAACUCCAAUAUCUCUGCUACGGAGCACUUUGGAAAGUCAGCGAUGUGAUAUUCAAAAUUAGCGUGAAAAACUGAUUCUAGGCCAGUGUCUUUUGAAAUUCUGCAAAAUCUGGAACGUAGGCGCGCAUUUGACGCGGGAAUUUCAAAACAGGGAGAGGGGCACUUCGCAAACCUAUCCAGCUAGCAGGCUCGAGGACAUCUCAGUCUGCUCAGAAUUUGACGCUCGACCGAUAGGAUGUGCUUGGGACGGAAAAGAAUUACAAAAGGCUCUUGAAGUUUUCUCAGAGUUCUGUUUUUUUGCAAAACCUACUUGGAAAACUCCAAACCUCUCAAAAACAAUUCUGACGUAUUCAACAUUGCGUUUUACCUGGAAAACCAUAAUAGCAGUUCUCUAGGUGGAAAUAUCACUGAGUUAUGGACUCAUCAUCUGAAGGAUUUUUCGAAAAACUCGCGCUUUUUCAGUCUUUUCCUAAUUUCUCCUAAAAGGAAACAUGUUUUGAAGAAAGCGAAGUAUACUUUUGUAGUGCGUCUCAAGGCGGUUCGAAUGGCGUAAGAAUCAAGGCUCUAUCACUUUACACAAAAAGCUAGAUAGGUUUGCAAAGUGCCCCUCUCCCUGUUUUGAAAUUCCCGCGUCAAAUGCGCGCCUACGUUCCAGAUU
Messenger RNA from Didymodactylos carnosus, 950 nucleotides. The record is from the annotation of a GenBank genome assembly. Lineage: Eukaryota; Metazoa; Rotifera; Eurotatoria; Philodinida; Philodinidae.